This is a messenger RNA of Miscanthus lutarioriparius, 2256 nucleotides long. Lineage: Eukaryota; Viridiplantae; Streptophyta; Magnoliopsida; Poales; Poaceae. The record is from the annotation of a GenBank genome assembly.
AUGCCGCGAACACAAGACGAGAGCACCCAUCAGCAGAGGCACAGCAGCAAUGGCACUCCUACCAGCCCGCAGCAAAAGCAAGAGAUCAUGUUGGAGCUCCGCAAGUACAUCCUGCUGCUGGCGUCGCUGGUGGCCACGGUGACUUACGCCGCCGGGUUCAGCCCACCGGGUGACGUCUGGCAGGACACGGCCGGCGACCACAUCGCCGGCGACCCCAUCAUCCGGGAUACCCACUACAAGCAGUACGUGGCCUUCUUCUACUGCAACGCCACCGCGUUCGCCGCGUCGCUCGUGGUCCCUCGUCCUCGUCCUCAUCCUCGCCUCCCUCGACGACAAGGAGAGCUCCUCCAACUCCUGGAUCGUCAGCCAGUACAGGAACCACCCCAGGCUCGCCGUUCGGCCGCUGCAGCUGGUCAUGGUGGUGGACCUGCUCAGCCUCAUGGGAGCUUCCUACGCUGCCGGCACCUGCCGGGACACGUGGCGGUGGCCUCGUACUUCACCGACACCGGCUCCGGCGGCGUGCCCGAAGGCCAAGUCGAAGAAAGGCACCCGGUCCCGGACGACGCGCCUGCUUCCCUGGCUAGCGGAAACCCCAACUCCGGUUCCGGCGGCGGCGUGGCCGAACCCGAAGCCGUCGAAAAAGAAGAAGAACGGCAGAAGCCGAAAGAAAGGUUCCGCAACAAGGUCCUCAUGGUGAUGGCGGCGCUUCCUUCAGUGCCCGGCAACAACCCCCAAUCCAGCUCCGGCAGCGUGCCCAACAAGGUCGAACAAGACAAGGCGAAAGAACGGUUCCGCAAGGUCCUGAUGCUUCUCGCGACGUUCGCCGUGAGCAUCACGUACUUGGCCGGGCUGAGCACGCCGGGAGGCUUCUGGGACGUCGCCGGCGCCGGACACGGCCCCGGCGACGCCAUCCUCAAGGACCGUCACAACACGCGCCUGGCAGUGUUCUUCGGUUUCAACACCCUCGCCUUUGUCGCGUCACUGCUCAUCAUCGUGGUGCUUCUGGACACGAAGCUCCGCAAGAUCAAUGCCUACGGGUUCAUCGUCGUCGCGCUGUUCAGCCUCGUCGUCGCGUACAACGCCGGCAGCUGCAGGCAGACCGACACCACCGUCUACGUGUUCAGCCUCAUCCCUGCCGUUCUGGUGUACAUUUUGUUCCUCUACUUUGUCGCAGAUCACAUCCACGCCACAUGGGAAGCAAUAAAAAAACUUUUCAGGGUCAGGGAGGGUAAAACAGAGAAGGAGAAAGCAGCAGACAAGGCUCGCUCUCUCGUCCUGCUGCUCGCCACUCUGGCGGCGACGAUCACCUACCAAGCGGGGCUGGAACCGCCGGGCGGCGUCUGGCAGGACAACAGCGGCGACCACACAGCCGGCGACCCGAUCCUUCUGACGACGAAUCCCCGGCGGUAUAAGGCUUUCUUCUACUGCAACUCGGUGUCGCUGGUGGCGUCCCUGGUCGCCAUCAUGCUGGUCCAGAGGAAGCAUCUGCUCAAGCACCAUGUGCUGGAGGCGGUCAUGAUACUGGACCUAUUCGGCCUUAUUGGUGCGUACGCGGCCGGGAGCUGCCGCGAUGUGAUCACCUCCAUCCACGCCAUGGCAUUGGCUGGCGCCGUCCUUGUCUACGUGGUCAUCCACGUCAUCUUCAUCACGCUGGAUGACGACACGCGCACAAGGAGCGAGAGUGACAAGAAAAAGGACAAGGAGUUGGUGGAGAAGACACGCAAGCGGCUGCUCCUCUUCGCCAUCUUGGCGGCGACCAUCACCUACCAAGCCGGCCUCACUCCGCCAGGGGGGUUCCUGCUCCAGGACGACCAGUCCGGGCACCACGCCGGUGACCCGGUCCUCUUGUACAACUUCCCGCGCCGCUACAAGGCCUUCUUCUACUGCAACUCGGUGAGCUUCAUGCUGUCCAUCGCCCUCAUCAUCCUCCUCGUUAACCCCAACCUGUACAGGCCAGCCAUACGGACCCAUGCGCUGUCCGUGUGCACGGCCGUAGGCUUGUUUGGCCUGUUGGGAGCCUACGCCGCCGGAAGCACGCAGCAUUUGAAGACAUCCAUCUACAUAUUCGUGUUGGUAGCGGUGGUCGUUGUCGUUUUCUUCAUAGUUCUCCUGUUCCUGGUGUUUUGGUUCACCAGCAGCAGCAAAGAUACUACACCAUUACUAGCAGGAGCAGGAACAACGGAAGAGACCGACGAUACACAAGACAAUAAGGAGGAGAACACCAAGAGAAAGAAGAGGAGAGUGCAUGCCAAGUAA